Trichoplusia ni (cabbage looper) is the source of this 898-nucleotide messenger RNA. RefSeq names its product glucose 1-dehydrogenase-like. The record is from RefSeq and is a predicted model, not a curated record. The transcript has a single exon. NCBI's taxonomy places the organism in Eukaryota, Metazoa, Arthropoda, Insecta, Lepidoptera, Noctuidae. Bases 1 to 792 code for a protein of 263 amino acids. Gene Ontology annotation, molecular function: oxidoreductase activity.
AUGUAUUACUACUUCGUCACUAAGUUCAUCAUCAUGAAUUUCAACAAUAAAGUUGUCCUCGUGACUGGUGGGAGCUCUGGUAUUGGAGCCGCCAUCGCUAUCAAAUUCUCUGCUGCCGGAGCUAAAGUAGCUAUUGUGGGGCGCAACGAGACGAAGCUCAAAGCAGUUGUAGAGAAAUGCAAUAAUCCCUUAGUCAUAAUAGCUGACAUGACUAAAGAAAAUGAUGUUAAGAGAAUUGCUUUGGAAACAAUAGCACAUUUUGGAAGACUCGACAUCCUGGUAAAUAACGCUGGAGUCGCGAGCACCGAAAGUAUUAAAGACGCAAAUGCCCUGGAGUCCUACAACGCAGUCAUGGCGACAAACGUCCAUUCUGUUGUUCAGCUCACACACUAUCUUGUUCCUCAUAUCAUAGCAACGAAAGGUAACAUUAUAAACAUCUCAAGUGUCGCGGCUAUGAUGGUCAGUGCUCUGGUGGGUUUCGCUUACACCACAUCUAAGGCUGCCUUAGAUCAUUUUACUCGAUCGAUUGCUUCUGAAUUGGCAUCGAGUGGAGUUCGUGUAAACUCAGUUAACCCAGGACCUGUGAAAACGGACAUUGAUGCAAAACUGGGAAUCGCUAAAGAAGAAUCAGACGCAUUUUGGGAAAACGCUGGUAAAUCUACACCACUGAAACGUGUUUCUGAUUCAGAAGAAAUUGCGGACUUGGUUCUGUUUUUGGCCAGUGACAGUGCUCGAGGCAUUACUGGUUCCACUUUUGUAAGCGACAAUGGUUUACUGGUUGGCGCAAAGUAAAUCUGUGUUUAUUAGAAGAGAAUCAGUUUUUGUCUAUUUAAACAGUUUUUUGUUUUCAAAAUAUAUAAACCUGUGUUAAAUAAAUAAAAAAGUAAUUACCUACUUA